AUGAAAAAGACCAGAGCUGUACAACCAUGGUUACGUGGUGGCAUCUCGCUAUGGGACAUCCAACUUCGUAACGAUGCCCAACACGUGUGGAUAUUCAACAGAUUCCUACUUUCAUCCUCUGAUCCUUCCAAACUUUCAGGUGGUCAACGAUUCGAUUGGACUAUGGAAGACGCGUAUCAGUUGGUUAGAAGAAAGGACAACAUCACUACUCUCGUUUCACUUGUCUUUCAUCAAAUCUGGAAAUUCUAUUGUAAAUCCUAUUUUGGCGGUACUCCUCUCCACGAUAACAACCUACUAUCUAAUGAAUCUAUCAUUAAUGAAUAUAUACAGCACUUAUCAGUAAUGAAAUUAAUUAUAAAUAACAGUAUCAUGGUUCUUGACUCUCUUAGUGAUGAGCACGAUCUGGUCGAUCUAGGUCAGACUGUCGACAUUCCCACGUACCGUUCGCCAAUUACCGGAAUCGCUAGACGUAUUGAUAGAGCUUAUGCUAAAAGCAGUCUAUUAAACAACUCCUUCAAGGUUGCUCCCAACGCUCUCUCAGAUCAUGCGAUACUUUCAUUUAACAUCCCUACUGGUAAUUCCUCUAAGCUUCCACCCACACCUUGGGGACUGGACAGAUACACUGCUAUGGAAACUGUAGUUAAGUAUGAGAUAGAAUCUAUUCUCUCGUCCUGUGUCAUCUCUUUGUUAAAUGUCUGGUUGUCUCACACCUUCCCCAUCAACCACAAGCGCACUGGUCACGUCUGUGAGUUCUGUGGUGACACCUUCACUGAACUCUGCAACCCACAUGAGCACUUCUUCUUCAAAUGCAGGAAUGAAGUUUCACAGCAGUUCCUAUCCUUCUUCAAAAAUGUAUACCACAAGUACUCUAUA
This is a messenger RNA of Heterostelium album PN500, 873 nucleotides long. RefSeq lists its product as uncharacterized. The annotation marks the transcript as partial. NCBI's taxonomy places the organism in Eukaryota, Evosea, Eumycetozoa, Acytosteliales, Acytosteliaceae. The record is from RefSeq and is a predicted model, not a curated record. The transcript has 3 exons.